CUCAAACACUGCGCCACCAGGGAAGCCCUAAAUGUGAAUCUUGAGUGGAUCCUGGACCUCCCCCUUCCAACAAUAAAGAAAAAAAACCCCAUAAAACUAUAACACUUAAAUAUGCACUGCAUAUUAGAUGAUAGUACUGUACUAAAUGUUAAGUAUCUGAGUGGAUUAUUGUACUGUGGUUUGUAGGAGAAUGUCCUUGUGAAGAGCCAGAUGCUGAAAUAUUUAGAGGUGAAAUGUCACUUCUCAAGUAAUACUCGGGCAAAUUGUGCAAAGAAAAUUCUGUACCUGGCUGAAGAAUUUUGUAUCAACAUCUAGUCAACGCUGUCCACAGACUGGAGAGAACAGUUUCCCCCUGUGUAGCUGAGAAGCAGUCAGCAGGAACCUCGCCUCCCUGGGCGAGGAGCUUUCAGGCGGCCGCAGCACGACGAGGAGCGAAAGACGAGGCUGUGAUCCCACCUUCACUUAGAAGCACACGCAUACACACUUUACGGCAGUCACGCGAAAGCACGAGGGCGAGGCUGCGCCUCACGUUCCCAAAGACAGGCACGACAGCUGUACGUGCCAUCUAGUGCACUUUACGGCAGAAACGUGAAGGCACGAGGCCGAGGCCGCGCCUCCGCCCCCAAAGCUACGCAGGACAGCGGCACGUGCUGUCUAGCGCGCUUUACGGCCGCCGCACGAAGGCGGAGGUUCCGGGCCGACGCAAGGUAAUCAACGGUUCCGGGCUCUGCGCUCCACCUCGUUGUCGGUAGGCUGUUCAUCCGUUGGCGCUCCCACGGCUCGGCGAUCAUGGCGGCGGUGGCGGCACUGUGGCGGAGGGCGGUGGAGAUCGUGAAGACCAAGGAGUUCCGGGAUUACGUGACCAGCACGCACUUCUGGGGUCCAGUGGCCAACUGGGGCAUCCCGCUGGCUGCCGUCAAGGACAUGUGGGCGCCGCCGGACAUCAUCAGCGGCCGCGUGACGACGGCGUUCAUCUUAUACUCGAUGGUCUUCAUGCGCUUCGCCUACCUCGUACGGCCUCGCAGCUUGCUGCUGAUAGCGUGUCACAGCACCAACGUGGUGGCGCAUGUGAAGGGGGGCCGCUAUCUGAUCUACCACUACGGCGGCGCCACGGCGGCCACAGCCGUUGCUGCCUCUGUCGCCUCUCCCGGCUCUACCACCGCUACCCCCACUACCCCCCCCCCGCAGCUGAAGACCCUGUGA
Molecule: messenger RNA, 1203 nt
Organism: Aethalodelphis obliquidens (Pacific white-sided dolphin)
Lineage: Eukaryota; Metazoa; Chordata; Mammalia; Artiodactyla; Delphinidae
Gene: MPC1L
Product: mitochondrial pyruvate carrier 1 like
Biological process (GO): pyruvate import into mitochondria
Cellular component (GO): mitochondrial inner membrane
Source: RefSeq, a predicted model, not a curated record